Lichtheimia ornata is the source of this 1179-nucleotide messenger RNA. RefSeq lists its product as uncharacterized. Lineage: Eukaryota; Fungi; Mucoromycota; Mucoromycetes; Mucorales; Lichtheimiaceae. The transcript is spliced from 2 exons. The coding region runs from base 1 to 1179 and encodes 392 amino acids. The record is from RefSeq and is a predicted model, not a curated record.
AUGGAUUUUGACAAAGGCCCCUUGAUUGAUAUUCGUUUACUGGAACCUGACAUUCGUUUACCAGUUGAUGGUGGCAAUGGUGGUGUGCUUCGAGGAUCGGUCAGCAUCACAUGUCGAAAAUCAUAUACCAUCCAAUCAUUGGAACUACUCUUUGAAGGAUUCCAAUACAUCAUAGCAGAUGGUGAUCGACCACUCAAGGGAGAAAGAAAACAAAUUGCUCGUCAUCCGGUCUUGUUGUAUCCAGUUAGCACCACCAGCAAUAAUACCGAUGCCGAUACAGCACCCGACUUGCUGAUCUCACCAGGCACUACGCAAUGUACCUUUGAAUCAAUAUUGCCUAGCCAUCUACCUGCAACCAUACAAUGCCCUGAACUUGAUAUCCAAUACAGCUUGCGAGCUACCAUGCAUUAUAAUCGUAUUAGCACCUCCACUUCAAAUUCUACCACCUCCAUUACCAGCAGCAAACCACAAUGGCUGUCGCGGAAACGUAUUCGAAACACCGCUUGCACAAUACCUGUACGAUUGAUUGCAGCACCCUCAUCCGCAUCACUAUUGUAUCACAAUCAUGGCAUCGACUCUCUUAAACAAACGACAACCUGGUGCCAGUAUCGGAUUGCUUUUGAGCAUCGUUCUAUUACGGCAGGCAAGACAAUGGGCAUCCUGUUGCAGAUGGCACCUCAUUUACAAGGCAUGUGGCUUGAGCAAGUUUACAUUGAAUGGAUCGAACGACGACGUGUCUCUACACAAAAAUUAAGCAAACAUUUAUUGCUGCCUAUUCGAUGGGUACAAUUGGAUCCAUCUGGACAUCAACAACAUCAUACAAUGGCACCUCCGCUCAGAUUAGGUAGCCAUCCCCGAUCGUUCCGAUUAGCGUAUCAGGUACCGGAGCAUUUGGUCCCUUCAACUCAAUUUCACGAUCAAUUUGCAAUGGACCAUCACGUGAUUGUAUCCAUGCUGCUGAGUUUCCCUGCAGUGGUCAAAUGCAAAAAUGAUGACAAUAGGCGCUACAUGAGGAGGUAUACCAAGACCAUCCGAUUUGGAACCGACAUACGCGUCAUUGAUGGACGUCAAGAUCAAGAUGCAAGAUUACCACCCUACCAGGAAUGUGCAAAAAGCCAAGAUGGCUCAAGCAGUUCAUCAACAUUGAUCAUGCAAGGCCCACCCAUGUAUACCCCAUAA